Messenger RNA from Schistosoma turkestanicum, 1131 nucleotides. The record is from the annotation of a GenBank genome assembly. NCBI's taxonomy places the organism in Eukaryota, Metazoa, Platyhelminthes, Trematoda, Strigeidida, Schistosomatidae.
AUGAUAAAAGGAGGAGCAUUACAAAUACCUAUUUAUAAAGAGAGAAAAAUGAACAGACACAAUGUCGUUAUUACAAAAUACAUUUAUAUCACAGUUACAUUUGUUGUAGUCCAUGAACCUGGUACAUAUCCAGAUUUAGAACGUGAAGGAUUACAUGUUGAACCAGGGAAAUUAAAUGAAAUCAAUUAUCAACCAGUUUUAUGGAAACGAUUGAAUACACCGCAAAAUCCAUGCCGUGAAGAGUUUAUCGAUCGUAAUCCAGAAUUGGCUAGUAUCACUGAUCAUAAAUUAUCUCGUUUAACUGGUUUAGAUUUUGCUUAUGCCUACAAUGAUUUAAAUGUAUCUUAUAGAUAUACUCAAUCUCAGUGUAUAUUAUUUCAUCAACAAGAAGACAUUAUUAAAGAAUGUGGGUGUCAAUAUAUAUACAAUCCUAGACCACAAUAUCCUUCAAGUAGUCUUCCAUAUUGUGGUUCAAUACUGGAAGGUGAUUUCGAUAUAUUGGCACUGGCUAAACGUAUUCAAUGUCUUACAAGUGGUCCUUUAAAUGUAACAGUUCGACGUUUGUAUGAAUCAACCAUGUGUCAUCCAAGAUGUCGAUAUUAUACAUACGAGAGUACUAUCUCAGUGACAACAUGGAGAGCUGUUGAUUGGCAAUUACAUUGGCUACGACAAUUGAAUAGAGCAUUCAAAGCAAUGCAACAUGAUGUGAAAACAAAUGGAGAAGAUUGGAAUAUCACUCAAAGUAACGGUUUUCAUCGAUGGAAAGAAUAUUAUGAAAAAGAUAAUUUAACAAAUAUAUCGGCCAAUGCAAUCAAUGAUUUAAAUCUUCAAGGUGAUAAUUUCGCUUACGUCGUCCUAAAACGUCGUGCCAGCGAUGUACGUGUUAGUCAAGAGAAAUUAGUUUUAAGUAUUAGUGUAUUGCUUAGUCGUAUCGGUGGUCUUUGUUCAUUAAGUAUUGGCUUGACUGCAGCGUUUAUUGUCGAGUUGAUAGAAUUUGUUUAUCGAUUAGGCACCACAGAACGAUCAACCAGUCGACGUCCACACAAUCAUGAUAAUAAUAACAGCAAUAACACUAAUACUAAUGUAACUUCAAGUGAAGGAUAUACACAAACCAGUAAAAAUCAAUUGUAA